Sugiyamaella lignohabitans is the source of this 624-nucleotide messenger RNA. RefSeq lists its product as uncharacterized. The coding region runs from base 1 to 624 and encodes 207 amino acids. The transcript has a single exon. Lineage: Eukaryota; Fungi; Ascomycota; Dipodascomycetes; Dipodascales; Trichomonascaceae. The record is from RefSeq and is a predicted model, not a curated record. Gene Ontology annotation, biological process: nucleosome assembly; regulation of DNA-templated transcription. Gene Ontology annotation, molecular function: DNA binding; histone binding. Gene Ontology annotation, cellular component: nucleolus.
AUGACAGUCAAAGUUCGCAAAGAGCCGCCUCCUACGCCUGCGACGAGAUCACGAGAGGGUCGUGAUGACAGUCCUGCGGGUCUGACCAGAGGUGUUGCUGGCAGCGGACCAAGAUCACAGUCUCCUCAGGCGAAACUGGGCUCACCGGGACCUGCGAAUAUCGGUAUGAAGAAAAUGACGAAGAGUGAGUCUCCUAAACCGUCAUCCAAACCUAAGAGCGGUUCACAGUCACGACUGGGCUUGACUCCUUCUAACCGCAGUCCUGACAUCGCUCAUCGCCAGAGACCUAAACAGGGUUUCCCAGAAAAACGGAGACCAGCCAGACGACAGGACGAUUAUGAUGAAAGCGACGACGAUGGGUUUAUCGUGGACGACGAAGAAGAGGAGGCCCGGUCUAGAGACGUGGGAUACGACCGCGACGAGAUCUGGAGCAUUUUCAACAAAGGACGCAAGAGACAAUAUUAUUCGGACGAAGACGAUUUGUCGGAUAUGGAGGCCAGUGGAUCACAGGUGUUUGCUGAGGAGCAACGCAGUGCCAUCUACGGAAGGAGAGAGGACGACAUGGAGGAGCAGGAACUGCAACGCCGCGCCGAAGAGAAGAGACGAAAGAAGUUCGGGAGAUAG